AUUAUAAAAUAAUGGAAAUUGAAGUUAAAAGCUAAAAACCAAACCCUCUGGUUUCCCUCUUUCCAUGACCUGCUGGUCUUGAAUUCUCCUAUCCCUCUCUUAGUCCCUUCUCCAUUGUCACACCUCUCUCUCUCUCUCUCUCUCUCUCUCUCUCUCUCUCAGAUACACACAGCAUUGCCAACAUUCUACCCGCAGCGGACUCCUUCGCAGUGAGUGAGGGAGUUGUUACGGAUGCCUAUCAAACUCUGUUCAUGUCAACGCCUUCAUAGCUUUUCAAUCCGCAGAAUCUUCAAGGAAUGGUAACUGGAGCGAUUCAUCAAGAGGAUGGGGAGAAGAACCCAGCGAGCAUCUCAAGGGGCGGGGCAGCGAGGUCGUGGGGUACUACGAUUUCAGGCCAAUCCAUCUCGACGAGCGGAAGCGUGGGGUCUCCGUCCAGUCGGAGCGAGCCGGCGAUGGCAACACCAGCCAGCGAGAACACAGUCCUCAGAUUGAACCAUCUCGACAUUCAUGGCGACGAUGCUGGAUCUCAAGGCGCCGUUGCUAGCAGGAAGAAAAAAAGAGGUCAACGGGCAGUUGGAGGUGAUAAAAGUGGUAGGGGACUCCGCCAGUUCAGCAUGAAAGUGUGCGAGAAAGUGGAAAGCAAGGGAAGAACCACUUAUAAUGAGGUUGCAGAUGAACUUGUUGCUGAAUUUGCUGAUCCUGGUAAUAGCGCUACUUCUCCAGAUCAGCAACAAUAUGAUGAGAAAAAUAUACGACGAAGGGUAUAUGAUGCCCUGAAUGUUCUCAUGGCAAUGGAUAUUAUUUCGAAGGACAAAAAAGAAAUACAAUGGAAGGGUCUGCCUCGUACUAGCCUGAAUGAUAUUGAAGAAUUAAAGAGUGAGCGUAUUGAACUGAGAAAUAAGAUUGAAAAGAAAGCUGCAUAUUUGCAAGAGCUAGAGGAACAAUACAUAGGUCUUCAGAACCUGAUACAGCGCAAUGAGCAAGUAUACAGCUCAGGAAAUGCGCCCAGCGGAGGCGUGGCUUUACCUUUUAUACUGGUUCAGACACGUCCACAUGCAACUGUUGAGGUUGAAAUAUCAGAAGACAUGCAGCUGGUGCAUUUUGACUUUAAUAGCACCCCAUUUGAGCUGCAUGACGACAAUUACGUUCUCAAGGCAAUGAAAUUUUGUGAUAGACCUCAAAGUAGUGAUGAUAUGGGUCACAAUAAUCUUUCUGAAGGCGGUGAAGGCUCUAGCAUGCCAAGCGUCUAUCAACCCCCACCAAUCCCCCAUCCAUCGUUGUCGAACAAUCCGGGUAGGCCUCCAUCCUCACCGCCUCUUCCUGGAAUAUUGAAAGCUCGCGUCAAGCACGAACAUUAAUCUGCAACUUCCAAGCUUCACCAGCUUACCUUAGGUGGCAAUCUCAUCAUAUUUGUAUAUUGUGUAAAGUAUUAUGCCAGAGCUAGCCCCAUUUUGUUAUCUUUGCCUCGAUAUUGCCUCAUAUUAUUAAGGAAAUUGAACAUAACAAGCAUAUCAGGUCACGUCAGUUGCUUCCAAGAUUUCAGAGGGUUUAGUUCUGGCAAAUUCCCUGCUUUACAUAUCAAUGAUUUGUUUUUGUAAUUUUUCUUUCGUAUUUUUACUUCUGCCUUCUUUUGGGCGACUAAUGUAGUAGGAUUGAAGUUCAUUUGUAUCCGAUUUAGGGGAUAAUGGUAUUGUUAUUACAUAGGAGUGAUAAAGAUGAAAUCAAUUCAGCAAUUGGAACCUCCCUGUUCCACCUGUUUUCCAUGCAA
This is a messenger RNA of Malania oleifera, 1768 nucleotides long. RefSeq names its product transcription factor-like protein DPB. Bases 297 to 1358 code for a protein of 353 amino acids. Gene Ontology annotation, molecular function: RNA polymerase II transcription regulatory region sequence-specific DNA binding; DNA-binding transcription factor activity, RNA polymerase II-specific. The transcript has 10 exons. Lineage: Eukaryota; Viridiplantae; Streptophyta; Magnoliopsida; Santalales; Ximeniaceae. Gene Ontology annotation, cellular component: transcription regulator complex; nucleus. Gene Ontology annotation, biological process: regulation of transcription by RNA polymerase II; regulation of cell cycle. The record is from RefSeq and is a predicted model, not a curated record.